Molecule: messenger RNA, 1484 nt
Organism: Drosophila elegans
Lineage: Eukaryota; Metazoa; Arthropoda; Insecta; Diptera; Drosophilidae
Gene: Rlb1
Exons: 2
Coding region: 52-1470 (472 amino acids)
Biological process (GO): maturation of SSU-rRNA
Cellular component (GO): nucleus; 90S preribosome
Source: RefSeq, a predicted model, not a curated record
CCAGACGCAAACCUAAACCAUUUAGCACGACCACCACUGUACGAAAGCAGCAUGGACAGAUUGAAAUUCAAUAAUUUGGUGAUAUCCAACAAGAAAGUGAUCCAGAAGGCACGAGCACAGACCAUUGCCAAGCUUGUCCAGAAGCUGCGAAAGACGAAAAAUGUUCUGACCAAAAAUCCAGACAGUGAAAAGGAGAAGAUUCGCCUGCGUAAAAACAGCGAAUGCCUGGCUCAGCUGAAGGCCCUGAAAUGUCUGGACAUAGUGCGUCAAUCGCUCCUCCAGGAGGGCACAAAUCCCAAUGCGGUUAUUGCCAACGAGCGCUCCACUCCGGAUGAACUGGGCAUCGCCAUGCUGCGGCUAAAUAAACUGAUGCACGGAUUGGUGGACACUUUUGUGGAGACCCUCAAGCUAAGCACAGACAAGGAGGCCAAAUGGCGCGAGGAGAUCCUGGAGACGAGCAAACGCCGAGUUAAAAUAGAGCGCACCGAGGAGCGGAAGAGGAAACGCAAGGAGCUCAAAGAGCAGAAGGCCUUAACCAAAAACAGAUUGGAGUGGUUGGAGCAAAAUAAAGUGGGAGGAUCAGAAGUUGAGGGAGCAGCAGCGGAGGAUACAUCUACUCUUGAAGUAAGCCAAGAGGAUCAGCCAGAGAUCUCCAAAUCUCCAACCAAACCAGAGAAACCUCUAACUCUAUCUACAGAGAAAAAGGAUAAAAUACGUAAGACAGAAAAACCACUUGCUAAAAAGGAAAAGAACCUAAAGAAAGAAAAACCUAAUGUUCGAAAAGACGAGCAGUUGAAACCAGAGAAGCUCCAAAAGGAAUCUGUAAAGAAAAUCAAUGAAAAACAGACAAACCAGUCUCACGACAACCAGACACAGCCUAAAGUCAAGCCGAAAGAAACUAAGCCCAAGCCUUUGGAAAGAAAACCGGCCAAAGAACAGAAGCCUAAAUCUAAGCCAGAACGGCAGCCCAGCAUUGAAGAAGACGAACCCAAACCUGACAAUAAUCGCCCUACACAUGUUGUUGAUCCCUUUUUCAUUACUGAAUCGGGUCAGCCCUACUUAUCCACGGCUGUCGUUCUUUCCGGGGACGACGACAGUGAAGCUGAAGAGGAACAGAGGCCGCCGCCAGUCAAAAGGUUUCGCCACGAAGAGCGAAGGACGAACACCUACCAGGAAAGAGCCGAAAGACAGCAGGAGUUCAGAGCCAAAAAGCCAACUGAUGAUCGCCAUCCCUCCUGGCUGGCCAAGCAGCAGCAGAAACCAAUUAUCAGUGAUUUUAAGGGCAAGAAGAUCACAUUUGGCGACGAUGGGCAGGCGUCUGAGACAAGAGCUCCUCAGAUUAAUCCGCCAGCCCCGACUGCUGCUCCUCUAUCCACCGAGGGCAUGCAUCCCUCUUGGGUGGCAAAGCAGAAGUUUAAACCCAAAAUCGCUGCCUUCCAGGGCACCAAGAUUAAGUUUGAUGAAGAUUAAAAAUGUUGUUGGUA